Molecule: messenger RNA, 852 nt
Organism: Paracoccidioides brasiliensis Pb18
Exons: 2
Coding region: 1-852 (283 amino acids)
Molecular function (GO): oxidoreductase activity, acting on the CH-OH group of donors, NAD or NADP as acceptor
Source: RefSeq, a predicted model, not a curated record
AUGAGCGACAAAACAGUUCCCUCAGAACCGCCCUCGCGCUCUCUAGCCGGCCAGGCGGCCAUCGUCACCGGCGCCGGAUGCCUAGGAGACGGCAUUGGCAACGGACGCGCCAUAUCCAUCCUCCUCGCCUCCGACGGCUGCAAGGUCCUAUGCCUCGACCGCAAUCUCGACUGGGCGUCUAAAACGGUGCAAAUGAUCGCCUCGAAGCCCAAUCGCGGCCAGGCAAUCGCAUUCCAGGGCGACGUAACGUCCGCCACUGACUGCGAGGCUGCAGUCAAGCUUGCCGUCAACACGUUCGGGCGGCUGGACAUCUUGGUGAAUAAUGUUGGCAUUGGCGGGGCGGCGGGGACGGCCGUUGAGGUUGACAUGCUGGAGUGGGCGAGAGGGCUGGAGGUCAAUGUAUCCAGCAUGGUGCUGAUGAGCAAGUAUGCUAUUCCUGCCAUGAGGAGGAAUGGGGGGAGGGGGAGCAUCGUGAAUAUGGGCAGUGUGGCGGGGUUGAAGGGGGGCACGCCGCAUUUGCUGUAUCCGACUGCUAAGGGUGCUGUGGUCAAUAUGACGAGGGCGAUGGCGGCGCAUCAUGCUGCGGAGGGGAUCAGGGUUAAUUGUGUCUGUCCUGGGAUGCUGUACACCCCCAUGAUAUAUGGUGGGGGGAUAUCCGAGGAGGCGCGGGAGGCUAGACGCAAAAGGAGUCUACUCGGGAUUGAGGGGAACGGUUGGGAUGCUGCUGGUGCGGUGGUUUUCCUUGCUGGGCCUCACGCUAGAUGGAUAACGGGUGUUGUGCUUCCCGUCGAUGCAGGGACGACUGCUGCGGUGGGGGUCGGGAUGCCGAAAAGUGCUAGCAUCAAUGGUUAA